CGGACCCGGACCCGGACCCGGACCCGGACCCGGACCCGGACCCGCGCUGGUCGAGAGCGUCUGGGCUGCCCCGGGCCGCCUCCGCGCCUGCUGGACCCGCCGCGAUCCGCGCCUCGCUCGCGCCUUCCGCGCCGCCUGCGCGCAACAGCCGCCUGCCGCGCCCGGGGCCGCGCUGCGCCGGGCCCUGUCCGUGCUGUGGCGGCGUCGUGCCGCCUGCACCGACCCCGCGCCGCCGGCACCGCAACGCCGCCGCCGCCGGCGGGGCUGGACGCUGCCGGGAACGCUGUGGUGCGGCGCGGGGAACUCGGCGGGGAACUGGAGCGAGCUGGGUAGGGAGCGGCGCGGGGCGGCGGGAGCGCCCCGGCUCCCCCCGCGGGGCCGCGCUCACCGCCGCCUCCGCAGGGCUCUUCCGCGGCCCCGACCGGUGCUGCCGGGAGCACGACCAGUGCUGGGCGCAGAUCACGGCGCUGCAGUUCAACUACGGCAUCCGCAACUACCGCCUGCACACCGUGUCCCACUGCGAUUGCGACGCCAGGUUCCGGCGGUGCCUACUCGCCAUCAACGACACCGUCUCCAACAUCAUCGGCGUCACAUUCUUCAACCUGUUGGAGGUGCCGUGCUUUGUGCUGGACGAGAGUGAGGAGUGCAUCCAGUGGCACUGGUGGGGCGGGUGUGAGCGUUACGGAGUAGUGCCUCUGGCCAGGAUGGUGCAGCAGAAUCACUACCACCCCAGCCUACCAGCAGAGGAGAGGGGCAGACCCACUGUGCAGCCCUCGGGCAAGGGAAGGAAUUUCUCUAGAACAGGGCGUAAGCGGUUUCGACAGGAACUGAAGACAAAGCCUGGGCGCCACCAGUCACGGAGACCUAAGACAGCCCAACAGCCACAGGGCCCAGGUACCCCUGCAUUUGCCAGGGACAAGGCUGAGCUCACAACCAGGCACCCAGCAGUGCAGUGGGGGCUAGAGCCUGGCCGUGCAACAGCAUUGACAGUGUCAGGACAGGAUUCAGUUGGAGCAGAGCAAGGAGCUGGAAUCUCAGCACAUCCUUGGUAUGGCAGCCUUGGACCCAGCCCAGUCACAGUGCAGUGUGGAGCCACCCCCGUGCCAGCUGUGAAGGGGCGCAGGCAGCAGGACCCGGGCCGGGGCUGCAGGUGCAACAAGCACCUGGCUAAGUGUGACCACCGGAUUGCACCCCAUGAAGUGAAGUACCAGCUGCACAACGUGGACAGCCGGAUGCUCCUCCACUGCAACUGCACACACAGGCUGGCACGGUGCCUCCACAGGGCAAGGCACUGCAGUGACAUGGACGUGGCUGUGCUGGCUGACCGCAUCACCAUGAACUGCUUUGUGCUAGAGCUGCCUGCUGCCUGCAGCCCAGGCAGGGGGUCACAGAACAGCAGCUGUACCAUGAUGACCAGGGCUGUGCUUGUACCUGCACGGCGGCUCAAAAAGAUUCUAAGACACUGGGGGCCUCUACAUGUGAGCUCUAAGGCCAAGGAUGUACAUUGGAAGGCACAUGCCAGAGGAAGAGGAACCCUCUGUGAGCAAUGCCAGCAUCUCAUUGUAGAGCAGACACCAGCUUGGCCACACACAGUGCUUCAAUGACAGCCAAGCAGUGCUGCCUUGGGGAGGAAGGGGAGGAAGAUGUGCUGUACAGCAGAUGCAGCUGGGAGCUGCUUGGGGUCUGGUCCUCAAGUCAAAGGAUGGUACUAAGCAUGGCUGUUGGUGUGACAGCAUGAAGCUGGGGACCACAGCCAGAGGAGGCAGAGAGACUGAGAAGCCUCUCAAGGAACUGCCAUCCAUGACUACCAAAAGCAAGGGGAAAGAAAUAGGAGGGCUCAGGAAAGAGGAAACCCAUUGUCCUUCACUGGUGUGCUCUGCGGCAGUGGGGGUGGCAGGGUACCCCACCCCUAUAUUGGUGACCCUUCAACUGAGGGGCCUGAGCAGUGAGGCGUAAUCCUGACCCUCUUGCCCAGGCAGGGUAGGAGGACUGGGGUCAGUACCUGCAUGCAGCAGAAAAAAUAAAAGGUGGGUGGUCAGAGCAUGA
Taeniopygia guttata (zebra finch) is the source of this 2046-nucleotide messenger RNA. Lineage: Eukaryota; Metazoa; Chordata; Aves; Passeriformes; Estrildidae. The record is from RefSeq and is a predicted model, not a curated record.